AUGCGGAAAAUGAAUAAAAAUACGAAAAUAAUGGCUACAUCAACCGACAGCCAUAAACCAGUCCUCGAUACGACUACUACUAAAGAAAAAGUUUCGGUUGCUAAUAAGGCUUUUGAACCAAAACAUAUUAAUGGAUUCGAAAAGAAAUCGUUUGAUAGUAAAAAGGAAACUCUUCAAGCUGUAAAGCUUAAUACUGUGAAAGGUGUUAAAAAAGAAAAGUCGAGUGUUUCGAGUGAAGAAAAAUUUGCUGAAUUUAAUGGAAGUAAUUUGGGAGGAUUAAUGGAAGAGAAGGAAAUGACUAAGAAAAAUGAGGAGGAAAAGUUGAAGAAGCACCCUCAUAAUUUGAAGAAGCAACAAGAAGGAAAGGGAGGAAAGUCGGGAGAGAAGAGCGGGGAGAAGGGAGUGGAAUAUUACAAAAAUUAUAUAACCAAAAAAGUAGCAAAAUUGACCAAAGAAAUUUUUGUUUAUGAAACUACCACCACUAAAACCGAAAAAAAUGAGGAAAACGUUCUGCUCGCAACAGAUUUGUUGAUGAACAUUCCUCAGACGAAGAGAGAGAAUUACAAAACUAAAGCAGCGGAAUUAGCUUUUGCUUUAAAUGUUUGUGAAAAGUUUAUUGAACAGAGAGGAUUUGUUGAAGUUUCUGAAGUUAUACUAAGAAAGCAUGCCAAUCCACAUCCAGAUUUUGGCACUUUUGUUAGAGAGCUUAAAUUAAUCCCGAAUCUUUGGGCACUUCUUGGAGUUAAAAAUGGAUAUAAACAAGAAAAUUACUACCAAUAUGUUGAGGGCACGUUUGAACGCCUCUCAAAUUUGUUACGCCAAGGAAGUCAUUACCUUCUGUUUGACCUUACUACUGAAACUAAGGAGCUGUACAAAAUGAAAGAAGAAGCACAAAAGAAAUUGGAAUUGACUAAAAGAUUGUUCAAUGCCUUACAAGUUGUUUUGUACGAAACCAACAACCUUCUUGAUUGGGAGGAAUACUACAAUGAAGCUACAAAGGAGGAGGAAAAUAAUGAGGAGAAGGAAAAGGAUGGGAAGGAAAAAGAAGCUUGA
Meloidogyne enterolobii is the source of this 1053-nucleotide messenger RNA. The record is from the annotation of a GenBank genome assembly. NCBI's taxonomy places the organism in Eukaryota, Metazoa, Nematoda, Chromadorea, Rhabditida, Meloidogynidae.